AUGAUCCGAAAUAGCACUAACACCAAUAAUAUCAUGGAAACAGAAGUAGCUUUAAAGGAUUGGAUAUUAUAUUAUCAUAAGUUAUGUGAAGUAAACAGUGGAGAGAUAUUUAGUGGAAAUGAGAUAAUAACUGAUUUUGACGAUCCUGUACUGUCCGAUCCACUUCUAAACUUGAAACCAUUACCAAAAAAUGAGGUGACAGUAAAUAAGGAUAAUGUUAUUAAAGAUAAUGAUUAUUCUUCCAAUGGUUGUGACUUUGCAAAGUCAAAGUUUCAUAUCAAAGGUUUAGUUGGACUUCUAACUACAGCCAGCGUCUAUAUAGGAUUAGAUAAUUCCACAAAUCCUAGUUAUGACAUCUCACAGGCGUGUGAAUUUGAUCUGGAAGAUAAUACUGUACAACAAGGCACAGGCAGAAGUGCUAAUAUGAAUCCUGCUUGUAAAGUUGCUGGUUUUAAUAAAAGUUCAGUCAGAGAUACCAUUUUUAAUAUAUUUAAGAUUCCAAAGAAAGAUGAGAAGAUAAGCAAUGAUAUGGAGGUAAAUAAUACCUUAUCUCGAGAUCUAGACUACAAGAAAGAUCUAUUUGAAUUUGUCAGAAAAUAUUUUGGAAUAUCUGAAGAAGAAACUUUAAUUGGGCAUUAUACAGGGUGGUUAUUACAGGAAGUGUUAAUUCAAGGUAACUUAUUUAUUACCAAUUCUUCUUUGGUAUAUCUAGCACACUUGCCAAAACUGACAGAUGCAGUAGUAUUAUGUGGGAAAUUAAAAUUGCGCUCUAGGCUAAAAGGCAACCCUAGGUAUUGGUGUGUGUUAAAACAUAGCACAUUGGCUCUAUAUAAUGAUCCAUCUGAUAUUUAUUUUCCAAUUUUGAGUAUAGAUUUAAAUCAUGUUGAAGAAAUUUCAUUAGAGAAUAGUUUAAAAGAUGAAAAUACUAUGACUUUUGUCCUGGAAGCCUCUUCUAAAAAUUACAAAUUCAUUGCAGGAUCUAGUCAUUCUGCCAAAACAUGGGUCAAAUGUUUGAAGAAACAAUUGUUUUCUAUAAAAAACCAAUCGAAGGACACUAUAGGAAUUAAAUUUCCAAUAAGCAGCAUAAUAGACGUAGAAUGUCAGAGUUAUAUGAAUCAAGGACAGUCAAUCAAAGUUAAAUGUUUCGAUGGUAAUAAAAAUUAUGCUCUAAAAGAGUAUACUUUUCUAUUUUUUGAUAAAGAUGGGGAUUCAUUUUAUAAUAUAAUUUCAAAUUUUAUUCCAAGAAAUAUGAAUCCAGUAGAGGCUUCAUUACAAAAUUCAAAUCCAACUAUUCAUUUGAACUCAAAGUCACACUUUAAUGAUAAAAUAAAAAUACUUAGUGCAGUAAAUAUUGAUGAUAUAAUAUGUGACACCGAUAGUUUUGAAAUGACUUCUUCAGAUAUAUUGAGUGAUAUAGAUGAAAAUAUUCAGCCACUAUCACUGAAACAUGUAAGAGACAUUUCUAAUUGUAAAAAUUAUCUCAAAGAAGAUUUAAAGACUUCAAACAAAAUGACAAUCCAAGAUUGCAACAAAAAAGUACAAACCUCGGAAAUACAGCUUAUUACAUAUUCUAAGCAUGACAGUAGAAUGGAACUAAAUGAUGAUUCAAAAUAUUAUCAAGGAAAUAUAGGCAACGAUAAUAAAGGGAUUUUAUCUUUCAAAAAUAUAUGCUCUAUCUGGAAUACGUCGCCAAUACAUAACAAGGACAGUGAUAACUUUUUUAUGACUAGUGAUCCUUUUGUUACCUCUAUCAAUGACACGACAUUGGCAAAAAUCAAAGAUUGGUUUAACCUUCAUGAUAAUGAAGUGCUGCAUGCACUUUACUAUGCAUAUCUUAUUAAAGGAUAUCCUGUGUAUGGAAAAUUGUAUGUUACAAACAGGAGGCUUUACUUCAAAUCAUGUAUACCUGGAGUGAAUGUUAAAAUGGUCUUACCUUUAGAAGACAUAGAGGGCUAUAAUGAAAUACUAGGUACUAACUAUGGCAAUUUUGGAAUUUUGUUAACAGUUCAAAAUGAAAAAGAACUUCAAUUUGGAUUCAAUUCAUGUACCAACAGAUCUGACUUUGAAAAUGUGUUGCAAAGAUGUCUUGAUAUUUGUAAAUAUGCGAUCAAAACCCCAGAAUUAGUGACAAGCAGAGUAAUUGAAUCCGAAUCUGAGCAUUCCAGGUUAAGAUUCUUUGAGGAAAAAUUCAGCACUGAAGGAAUUGAUAUUCCUUUCUUAGUUGAGGAUAAUCCAUAUUUUAAAACAAAAAUAAUGCCUACAAAGAGCUAUAAUUUUGGGUUUUUAACAAUUGGGUCUCGUGGAGAUGUUCAGCCAUAUAUAGCCUUGGCAAAAGGAUUGAUACAAGAAGGACAUAGUGUCACGAUAAUUACACAUAGGGAAUUUAAGUCAUUUGUAGAGUGUCACGGCAUCGAUUUUAAAGAAAUUGCGGGUGAUCCUACCAAGUUAAUGUCAUUAAUGGUAGAGCAUGAAGCAAUUAAUGUUGGAAUGCUUAUGGAAGCUUCAAGUAAAUUUCGGGGUUGGAUUCAUGAUUUGUUAGUAACUACUUGGGAAGCAUGCAAAAAUUUGAAGUUGGAUAUCCUGAUUGAAUCACCAUCAGCAAUGGCAGGAAUACAUAUUUCAGAAGCACUUCAGAUACCCUAUUUCCGAGCAUUCACGAUGCCAUGGACUAGAACAAGGGCAUAUCCGCAUGCAUUUAUUGUGCCUGAUCAAAAGAGAGGCGGCAGUUUCAAUUAUCUGACACAUGUUAUAUUUGAAAAUGUUUUCUGGAGAGGAAUCUGUAGUCAAGUUAAUAAAUGGAGAGUUCAGACUCUAGGAUUAGAAAAGACUAAUUUAGCUCAACUUCAGCAAAAUAAAAUUCCUUUUCUUUACAAUAUAUCUCCAGUAAUUUUCCCACCUGCUAUAGACUUUGAUGAAUGGAUCAAAGUUACUGGAUAUUGGUUUUUAGAUGAAUCGGAAUCAUUUGAGCCUAGUCAAGAAUUGGAGACAUUUAUCUCAAAGGCUCGAAAAUUGGGUAAAAAAUUAGUUUAUAUUGGUUUUGGCUCAAUUGUUGUCAAUAAUGCGAAAGAGAUGACAAGGGCAGUGAUUGAUUCAGUUUUAGAGACAGAUAUAUUUUGUAUACUCAAUAAAGGUUGGUCAGAAAGGCUGGGGAAAGAAGAAUUAAGGUAUGAAGAGGAGCCAGAAUAUCCUGAAACUAUUUUCCUAUGUGAUUCUAUUCCUCACGAUUGGUUAUUUCCUAAAGUUGACGCAGCAGUUCAUCAUGGUGGUUCUGGCACUACUGGCGCAACACUAAAGGCAGGGACACCUGUUGUAAUUAAGCCAUUUUUUGGUGACCAAUUUUUCUUUGCUUCAAGGAUUGAAGAUAUUGGAGCAGGCAUUGCAUUGAAAAAGCUAAAUGUCAGUAGUCUAUCCAAUGCCAUCAAAAAAGUCCUAACUGAUAAAUCAAUUAAAAGGAAAGCUGUUUCAUUGAAAAAGAGAGUUGCAAAAGAAAAUGGUGUCACAACGGCUAUAAAUUGUAUAUAUAGUGAGUUAGAGUAUGCAAGAAGUUUAGUUGUGAAAAAAAAUCAUAAAUCUUCAAAUAUCGAAUUUAUACAGCACCCGAAUAAUGUCAAUGAUACGACUAAGACUGUGAUUCCGCUCACCAGCAUGGUCUGA
Vanderwaltozyma polyspora DSM 70294 is the source of this 3654-nucleotide messenger RNA. It is a transcript of the gene ATG26, whose product is annotated as sterol 3-beta-glucosyltransferase. Bases 1 to 3654 code for a protein of 1217 amino acids. Gene Ontology annotation, biological process: carbohydrate metabolic process. The transcript has a single exon. NCBI's taxonomy places the organism in Eukaryota, Fungi, Ascomycota, Saccharomycetes, Saccharomycetales, Saccharomycetaceae. Gene Ontology annotation, molecular function: UDP-glycosyltransferase activity; hexosyltransferase activity. The record is from RefSeq and is a predicted model, not a curated record.